UAUGGUGUGAGGUUUGGUGGGUAAUCUUUUGUGUUUUGGCAUUAAAUCCUAAAACGUAGGCCUCUUUUGUUUCAUAAAAACAGAGGGUGUGCAUAGUACAAGAAUAUAUGAAGGUCAAGCCUGCUUAUACAAUUUUAAGAGAGAAAAAUCAAUAGGCUGGAAGUUUUUUACCCAUAGAUUUUGUGCUGACAGGCUAACUGGGAAAAUGACUCAAUAGAAAUCUUAUCAAAACAAUACCUCUACUGCGAGUUUGCAAUUUCUGUGAUAAACAGGUACAACAUACAAAGCCUGAAGAAUGGCUGUGGAUAGGCUAUUUUAUAUGGGGUGAAUGAAAGUGAAGACCAGAGCUGGUCAGCUGAACUGUGGAUGCCGCCAGCCCUAAAGAUUUCAGAAAUCAAAAGAACGGGUUGUGCCCCUUAGCGUCCUGCAGAGUGCACAGAUGGGAUUGGAAAGGGCCGGCCGCAGCCCGGUUUGGAGAGCACGGAUGCCCCUGCAUGCUGGCACGUGCUUCAGGAGGCAUUCACGCGUAUCCUGGUGACCUAACCGCCGGGACCUCCACCUCUCCAAAUCGUGAUCUCGAGUGCUGGUUUCAGAUAACAGAACGGGCUGACUAUUCACUUCCCUGCUUACUAACUUUCAGUUUCCUUCUUGUCCUGGGGUGGAUGAAAUGACCCAAAGGGUGUAAAGGGUGCUGCGCCCUGACCCUCCCUCCAGAAGGGCAGUGCGGGCUUUCAGUCUGAAACGCCCCCGAUUCCCAUUCCGUCCAGACCAGCUCCAGACUCCAGAACUCUCUCGAGUCUCUGGACCCUCGUCUGCCAAAAGAGGAUCCUGUUGACCUUGCAGAAUUGCGCGGGUCAGCAUGAAGGCACAAACCUGGUGCAGGCACCAGCCACGAUGCCCAGCCAACGUGCUCCUUCCGACUAUUCAUUUAUAUUCAGUUCAGAACGUAACUGGCAGAAGCUUCAUUUCCACCUUAAUCAGUGAGGGAGCCCAGCUGUUUUUCAAGAGCCCUCAUUCAUGCUAUAACUUGGGAGUCAUCACCUGGCUGGAUCCUAAGUUUCAGUGAAGUGGUUGAAAUUUGGAAGUGAUUUGCAGUAACACCUGUUCAUUCAACAAAUCCUUAAGGAGCAGCUCUGUGGGUGAAACGCUCAGGAUGUCACAGCAAACAAGCCACAGCCCUGCUCUCAAGAAAUGACAUGACCCGUGGGAGGCUUUCAGGGAUUAUGAUGGAAGGUCUGAUCUGCAUGUUGGGAUAACCAACACAAACGGAGUUGUGUAUAAUUACACCAUGCAUGGUGUCCAGCGAGAUGAAGCAGGGUGGGAGCAGAGUAUAAGCAUCCCCUUACUGCAGCCCAGCAUGUUUGGACUGAUGGACCAGUGGGACAAGUACCUGGAAGACUUCUCCACCACAGGGGCCUGGCUGCCUCACAGGUACGAGGAAGACCACCACAACUGCUACAGCUACACCCUCACAUUCAUCAACUGUGUCCUGACCACAGAAGGCAGGGAGCUCCUGGACAAAGAGGAGUUCACGGAGAAGUAUGUGAUCCCGAGGACAAGGAAGGCUUCCAAAUACAUCACUCUCUACCGGGCGAUAGAAGAGUGCGGCUUCUAUGUGAUUGACCACCCUGACUGGGAGCCAGGCCCUCCCCUGCGGGCGGUUUGUGCUAAGCACGCUGAACAGGGACAGGACGAAGGGGCUGCUACCAGUUAGUAGGCACUAGGGGUUUCUAAAUGUGUUAGGCUGUGGUGAAUAAAAAAUGUACAGCUUUCUUUUAAGCACAUUUUCACGGACUGCUGUAUAAGAAUUUAUAAAAUAAAAAUUGCCCUGGGUUUUAAAAA
This is a messenger RNA of Manis javanica (Malayan pangolin), 1842 nucleotides long. RefSeq names its product MKRN2 opposite strand (gene MKRN2OS). The record is from RefSeq and is a predicted model, not a curated record. Lineage: Eukaryota; Metazoa; Chordata; Mammalia; Pholidota; Manidae.